AUGCUCUCCCGCCGGCUCGCGCCCGUCGGCGGCGGCGGCUGCGCGAGGCUGCUGUCCGCGUCCGCCCCGGCGGCGUCUGGCGGCGGAUCAGGAGGGUCGAUCUCGGCGGGCGGCGGGGACACGCUGGGGAAGCGUCUGCUCAAGCUCAUCUACCCGAAGCGGAGCGCGGUGGUGGUGCUGCGCCGAUGGGCGGAGGAAGGCCGCACGGUGCAGAAGUACCAGCUCAACCGCGUCGUCCGCGAGCUCCGCAAGUACCGCCGCUUCAAGCACGCCCUCGAGAUCUGCGAGUGGAUGAGAACACAGCCGGACAUGAAGCUGCUCCCGGGGGACCACGCGGUGCACCUGGACCUGGUCGCCAAACUGCGAGGCCUGGCGAGCGCGGAGAAGUUCUUCGAGGACAUGCCGGAGCGGGCGAAGGGCCCGUCCACCUGCACCGCCCUCCUCCACGCCUACGCUCAACACAACGCGCGGGACAAGGCCGAGGCCAUGCUGCGGGAGAUGGGCCGCGCGGGGUACCUCGUGUGCGCGCUGCCCUUCAACCACAUGAUGUCGCUCUACAUGUCCACCGGCGACCUCGACAGGGUGCCCGAGACGGUCAAGGAGCUCAGGCGGUACGCGGUGCCGGACCUGGUCACCUACAACAUCUGGCUCACCUACUGCUCCCGGAAGGGCAGCGUGAAGGGCGCGGAGAGGGUGCGCGGCCUCAUGGAGGACGACGGGGUGGUUCCUGACUGGAUGACGUUCAGCCUGAUGGCCAGCAUCUACGUCAGCGCCGGGAUGCGUGUCGAGGGGCGGGACGCGCUCGUGGAGAUGGAGAAGAGGGCCUCCAGGAAGGAGCGGCCCGCGUACUCGUCGCUGCUCACCUUGUACGCGAGCCUCGAGGAUAGGGGCAACUUGGACAGGGUGUGGACCAAGAUGAGGGAAACCUUCAGGAAGUUCAGCGACGCCGAGUACAAGUGCAUGCUUACUUCGCUUACGAGGUUCGGCGAUAUCGCGGCGGCGGAGAGUGUUUACGCUGAAUGGGAGUCGGAGUCGGGAACGAAAGAUUCUAGGAUCCCCAACACGAUCCUUUCGUUUUACAUCAAGAAUGGCGAGAUGGAGAAGGCCGAGAGUUUUCUCCAGUCCAUUGUGGAGAAAGGAGUCAAGCCCAGCUAUAGCACCUGGGAGCUGUUUGUUUGGGGUUAUCUUGGAAGCAAUGAGAGGGUGGAUAAAGUUCUUGACUGCGUGAAGAAAGCCCUGUCAAGCUUGGAGAAGUGGGAGCCAAACCCUGAACUUGUUGCGGCUAUCUUUUCGCAUGUUGAGAAGAAAGGUGACAUUGAAGCUGCAGAGGAGCUCCUCGUUGUGCUUCGAGGAGCAGGGUAUGUCACGACCGAGAUUUAUAACUCCGUCCUGCGCACUUACGCUAAGGCUGAGAUGAUGCCUCUGAUCAUAGAUGAACGAAUGGAUGAGGAUAAGGUCUCGAUGGAUGAGCAAACUGUAAGACUGUUGAAACUGACAAGCAAAUACCCUAUUGGUGAAGUCUCAACAGUAAUGCCUUGAGAUGUAAUAAACUGUGUU
This is a messenger RNA of Lolium rigidum, 1557 nucleotides long. RefSeq names its product pentatricopeptide repeat-containing protein At4g02820, mitochondrial-like. Lineage: Eukaryota; Viridiplantae; Streptophyta; Magnoliopsida; Poales; Poaceae. Gene Ontology annotation, molecular function: protein binding. The record is from RefSeq and is a predicted model, not a curated record. The transcript has 2 exons. Bases 1 to 1539 code for a protein of 512 amino acids. Gene Ontology annotation, cellular component: mitochondrion.